AGAACAGACGUGCGCUCGACUACAUAAAAUAACAACGAAACAUGCCGAACUGUGUAUUUUAUAAAACCGUGUUAACACUUAACUCUUCAUGUGAAAUUUUUCUAGUUAUCUAAAAUAUAGUGCUAUAUAAUAAGUGAUUAAAAAGUGAAGAAAUAUAUGUAGAAAAUUAAUAUAAGUCAUAUAAAAAGUUUCAGUAAUAGAUAAUAAACAUUUUCGUUAGAGAUAUUCUUUGUAUGAUGAUGACCUUUCGAUGGGUUUGUUUAAAAUCGAUUGAUCUAAGAUCAGUUUUCUGUAUGAAUAUAACUUAAAUAAGAUAAAAAUAAACCGUGCGUCUCGCAGGAUCCUUAAUAUAUGAAGUGGCAUUAAUUUUAAAAGCCGAAAGUGUCAUUUGGUUAUUUGUCAACGAGUUAAUUACGGACGAGAAUAAAUGUUGACUGAUUUAGUGGGGAAAGGUGGGCUUGUUACAGUUGAGACAUGAUGCUAUUGGAUCAUUUAGUUUAAAAAGCAAAUAAAAAACUAAGGGAAAAAGUGACAAUGUAAAGUAGUGAAAAUUUAUUAAUAACUAGUUAAUUAUUAAGUGAUAUUUGACAAGGAAUUGAAUUUAUGAAGAUUAAAAUGGCAGAUAAUUGGAAGAGGAUGCUGCGGCAUUCAAAUGUGUUGAAUGCUAUACUUUUAUUCAUCACAAUGAUAUAUGAAGCCGGUGGGUUCCGUACCAUGGAACUCCGGAUCACACCACGGGUCGUUCAACGAGGAAGAAACGUCACAAUGGCGUGCAUACAUCAAGUAGACGACAGUGAAAUAUACUCCGUACAGUGGUACAGGGGUACGCAGGAGUUCUAUAGAUAUACACCAUUAGAAUCUCCUACGACUAGAGUUACCCCCGUUAGUGGGGUUAAAGUUGAUAGACUUAAUUCGAACGAGACACAUGUAGUAUUACUACGUGUUACUCCGAUUCUCAGCGGGAACUAUAGUUGCGAAGUUAUACAAAAUGCUCACACCUUCCCUCACUACACCGCUACGGGGAGGCUUGAUGUUGUUGGUAUAGGAGGUCUACGAGCUACGGAGCUACGAAUCUCUCCACCGGUCGUACAACGCGGGUCUGACGCUACGCUUGCCUGCCUCUACGAGCUCACUGACGCCCCCCUCUACUCCGUCAAAUGGUACAGGGGGAGACACGAGUUCUACCGAUACUCGCCUACAGAACAACCCGCUACCAAGAUAUUCCCAUUCGCCGGAAUUAACGUUGAUCUGGCCAGAUCUAAUCAAAGCCAAGUGGUGCUGACGCGGGUGAGUUUUGGUCUCUCUGGGAACUUCAGCUGUGAGGUGACAGCCGAUGCGCCGUCCUUUGCAACAUCUAUUGUGUCCAACAAUAUGGAGGUUGUUGUAUUACCUCCAUCUUCUCCUGUGAUCCACACAAGUCAACAUUACUACAUGCCUGGAGAUAUCCUGCGAGCUAACUGUACUUCGGGUCCGAGUCGCCCGCCUUCCGAACUCACGUUUUACGUCAAUGAUAUACCGGUUUCCCCUGGUAUGUAUAACGUGCAACCGGCAGCGGAGGGACUGUUCCGUUCAGAACAAUACGUCCAGAUACAACUAUGGCCGGCUCAUUACGAACGCGGCGCUCCCAUACUGCGCUGCGAGGCCAAGCUCGGAGAACUUUAUAGAGAUAAUUCAGCUGUCGCACUCUAUUCAGCUAACAGUGAUCCUAAAAUUGAACGAGUGACGUCACCAGGUUCCGCGGCCAAGCUGCAAACGUGCCAAGUCCUUCUAUUGCUAUACAUUGUCGUAUGGGUUAACUUGAAAUAAAUAUAGAAUUGUAUAAAAUAGUUUAAUUUAUUAGUUGUGUAAAUCAGAUCGAGGUAAUGUGAAGUUGAAUUUAUAGUUAAUUGUACCUAAAGACGAGCUGAUAUACCAAAGAAUGUAAGACUAAGAUUAUUGUUGAUUUAAUACAAAUUAUACGUCGGA
Messenger RNA from Papilio polytes (common Mormon), 1965 nucleotides. RefSeq lists its product as uncharacterized. Bases 604 to 1806 code for a protein of 400 amino acids. The transcript has 8 exons. NCBI's taxonomy places the organism in Eukaryota, Metazoa, Arthropoda, Insecta, Lepidoptera, Papilionidae. The record is from RefSeq and is a predicted model, not a curated record.